CAAGUCAAUAACAAUAAAUAAUAAAUAUUUAAUAACACAUUUUCAAUUUAUUUAAAGUUUUUGUGAAACACUGUUUUUUUUACCUAAAGAUGAAAAAUUUUGUUUUUUGAAUUUCUUACUAUCCAACAUACAUUUUAUAAACACAACAUUUUCUUUCACAACGGAUAUGGAAAACAUACUAGAAUCUGGUGGCUCUAAGCAACCAGUGACAGAUGAGGAACGUGAGCAACUUGCUAGACGUCUUGAUGAAGAUUUAGAUAAUUUUAUAGAUAAUCUACAGAAAACACCUUAUAAAGAUGGUUGGAAAGAAGAGACUUGGCGUGAGGAAAUGGAAAAACACCCAUUUUUUAUGACUAAGCCUCCUGAACCAGAAGAUCAACCAUCUCCUUUAGUCGAGGGCCUGCAAAAUCUUCGAUAUGAUCCAGAUGAUAACACUCCCGAAGAAUUGGCCACUAAACAUAAGGAUGACGGAAAUUUUAAUUUUAAGUGUCGUAAAUAUAAAUUAGCCAUAAUGUCAUAUCAAGAAGGCCUUAAAUUAGAUUUUCAAAAUAAUGAACUCCGUGCUCAAAUGUUCAAUAAUAUGUCUGCUUCACAUUAUUUUUUAAAAAAUUUUAGAUCAAGUUUGACAGCUGCUGAACAAGCGCUCAAAUUGAAAGCAGACUAUGAAAAAACCAUAUUAAGGGCCAUAAAUUGUUGCAUUCAGUUGAAAGAAUUUGAUAAAUGUUUAGAUUUUUGUGAUAAAUAUUUGGAAUUUGUACCAGAAGAUAAUAAUAUUAUAAAAAUUAAAAAAGAAGCGAUCAAAUCUAAAAAAAUCAUGGAGAUGGAAAAAAGAAAAGUUACAAAGAUUCAAAAACAAAAAGAAGCGGAUCAAGCAAGGUUGUUAUUUGAGCUUAAUAAAAGACAGUUGCACAUAAUUGGCAAAAAUGAUGGUCCGAUUAAAGAAUUAGCAACACUUGAUCCAAGAGUGCCUGGUUUAAUACAGCCAGUACAUUUAGUCGAAAAUCGUCUUGUGUGGCCAGUUGUUUUUUUAUAUCCUGAGUAUAAAACUUCUGAUAUGAUCCAAGAGUUUUAUGAAGAUUCUACGUUUUAUAUUCAUUUAAUAGAAAUGUUUUCUGAAAGACCAGAAUGGGAUAUUGAUGGAAAAUACAAUGCGGAUGUUGUAAAUGUUUAUUUUGAAAUUGUAAAUGAACAUAAAACUGGCACAAAAGUUACAAAAAUAGAUGUAAAAUCAUGCACAUUGUUUGAAGCAUUGACAUUACUAAGAUGUCCAAUUGACAAUGGAACACCAGUGUUUUUGAUUUUUAUUGCCGGAAGUCAGUUUGAGAAAGAAUUCUUAGCAGAAGUACCAUAAUCAAUACAAAUAUAGUAAAAUUGUCUAUUACUUUGGUUUAUUUUCAUUAUACUAUUAUUUAUUGUUUAAAUGUUGUGUUUUACUACUUUGUGUAAUAUAAACUUGGAAGUAUGAGGAUUUUAUGUUAAAUGUUUAGAUGUCAAUACCUGUCCAUUUCCAUGUUUAGUCUGCGGUUAAUAAUGCUGCUAUAAAGAUACAUACUAGGAAAAAUAUUGUUGUUUAACAUGUUUGUUACAAAAUGUUUUAUGA
Molecule: messenger RNA, 1600 nt
Organism: Metopolophium dirhodum (rose-grain aphid)
Lineage: Eukaryota; Metazoa; Arthropoda; Insecta; Hemiptera; Aphididae
Gene: Dpit47
Product: DNA polymerase interacting tetratricopeptide repeat-containing, protein of 47 kDa
Exons: 8
Coding region: 167-1351 (394 amino acids)
Molecular function (GO): Hsp90 protein binding
Source: RefSeq, a predicted model, not a curated record